UAUUAGUGAUAAGCGAAGACUCCGCACGAACCCGACACUACUCGCCCGAUCCCGCUUCGACCCGGACGUUUUCACAGAUAAAAAAAAUAUACACAAAAAUGGUCCUCGGAAGUAUAAUGCGCUCCGCGACGAAGCUCAGCAGAUCAGGCAUCACACACUGCUGUCGGAGAGCUUUUUACAGCACGGACAGUAAAGGACGUUACUAUACAAAGAAACAUGAGUGGGUAUCUAUUGAUUCUGGCGUUGGAACUAUUGGAAUUUCAAGCUACGCCCAGGAUGCCCUUGGUGAAGUAGUAUUUGCGCAGUUGCCUGAAGUAGGGCGGACAGUUGCUGUGGGCGAGGAAUGCGGCGCCCUAGAAAGUGUCAAAGCUGCCAGUGAGGUCUACACCCCAGUCUCCGGAACUGUGACUGAAAAGAACGACACGGUUGAAUCAACACCAUCUCUUAUCAACAAGUCCUGCUAUGACGAAGGCUGGCUGUUUCGAGUGAAACUCUCGUCACCAGAAGAACUGAAGCAACUUAUGAACCAGAUGGAGUACGACAAAUACCUUGAAGAAUCACAUUGAUAUUCGACUCGAUCGUUUUCCGGACAAAGAUAUUUAACGAAUUUCCGACUAUUUUUCUCAUGAAUCAAUAUGACAAUAUAUUCGAUAAUUCACGUGAUAGUA
Melitaea cinxia (Glanville fritillary) is the source of this 668-nucleotide messenger RNA. RefSeq names its product glycine cleavage system H protein-like. Gene Ontology annotation, biological process: protein lipoylation; glycine decarboxylation via glycine cleavage system. Gene Ontology annotation, cellular component: glycine cleavage complex; cytoplasm; mitochondrion. The transcript is spliced from 5 exons. Bases 99 to 566 code for a protein of 155 amino acids. The record is from RefSeq and is a predicted model, not a curated record. NCBI's taxonomy places the organism in Eukaryota, Metazoa, Arthropoda, Insecta, Lepidoptera, Nymphalidae.